GACCUUUCAAUAAACAAAAAAUCGUCGUUUUUCUGGUGUGAUAACGACGAACUUACAUGUUAUAACGAAAAACUCCAAUUUCGAUUGAAUUGCGAAUUUGGGUUUCGAUUUGAUUUAUCAUCGCGGGCGAGAGCUAGGAAUUCACCGGUUUCUUCCAUCUUUUUGAGUUGAAUAAGCAACAGCAGAAGAAAGAAGACUGAUAUGAGAAUCGAGAUCAACAGCAGAAGAGAGAAGACUGAUAUGAGAAUCGAGAUCUCUUGUAAUACAAUUGUCGUUUUUUGAGUGCUGGGUUUCGUUCCGUUGGCAAAAUGAUGCUGCAUUAUCAAGACCCUGCAAAAUUGAGGACUAAAAAGAUUGUGUUUGAGGAAGUGUACGGCGCUAGUGAUCCAUGUACACUUGAGCAGUUGAAAGAGUUGAGCUCCAAGCGUAGAUUGAUUGAGGAGUCUAUCAAUGAAAGCACCUCCAUUACUGAGGCCAUUGCAAGGGAAAUGUCUGGAGGCUUAACUUCUCAUUCCCAACAGGUUUUGCAAAAGCUAGAACAGUAUCUACCAUUGUUGGAAAAUUUGAUUUUCCAUGUCAAUUUGGUUAGCAGCAACCGCCAAAUAAGUCAAUGGACGGCAAAUCUUAAGAUACAAUGGAGCAGUGCUCUUUGCUCGUCCUCUUUUUAUUAAUCUCAGGAGUCCAAAAUUCUUUCAAAUCGGUGACUUGAAAUUUGAGCUUCAAAUGAUGCUUUUCCUUUAUGGGGCAAUACUUCGGCAAAGGGCGGUGGAAAUUUUGCCAGAAAACCUGGUGCAAUCUGCCACCCUUUUUAGAGAAGCUGCCGGACUUUAUCGUCACCUUGCUGAUGAGAGUUUUGCUUCUUUACAACAACAUUCUUUGCUUGUUGAAAACCCACCAGAAAUUCUCCCAUCCGUUUCCACAGUCAUGAACCUCAUUUGUUUGGCCGAGGCACAGGCAGUUACUAUAAGGUGGGCUGAAGAAAAAGGUACUAGUAUAAGUCUCUUGGCAAAGCUGCACCAUGGUGUCGCAGAGUUUCUCUAUGAAGCUGCAGUUAUUCUGUAUGCAGCAAUUGGAGAAUGCAAAGAUAUAUCUUCACGCUUUGUGGAAUUCUUAUCAUCUUCCAGGGCAUUACAUAGGUUGAGAGGUCAGAAAUACCAUGCAGAAAGUCUUAAGACCGCUGGAAAAGUUGGGAUUUCGAUUGCUGUUCUUCGAGUUGCACUGACUGAUGGGAAAAGGCAGAUGCCAGGCGAAGAAUCAUGGAAAUCAACAUAUAGAAAGGAAAUUGAUGAUGCUGCUGAGUUGCUCAGGAAGAUUGAGCAUGAGAAUGGAUUUGUCUGGCGCGAAAAGGUGCCUUCCAAAGAAGAGUUGCCAUUGUGUGAAGGUAACAAAAUUGUGAGUUCUAUACCUUAUCAACCCAAAAGAUGGGAGAGAGAACUUGCUUUCAAGAUAUAAAUGUACAGCAAUUAUAAUGCACAUCUAUUGGUUCUGGAGAAGCAAAAUGUUGUCAGCUUUAUGAUCCCUCCUUUACUUGGGAAGUUCAAUUGAAUGUAUAGACCAAUAUUUUUGUGAUCUUGAACAUGAUUGAUUAUACCAAUUACAAAUUCUAAACUAUUACUAAAUUCAU
This is a messenger RNA of Morus notabilis, 1624 nucleotides long. RefSeq lists its product as uncharacterized. Bases 724 to 1452 code for a protein of 242 amino acids. The transcript has 6 exons. NCBI's taxonomy places the organism in Eukaryota, Viridiplantae, Streptophyta, Magnoliopsida, Rosales, Moraceae. The record is from RefSeq and is a predicted model, not a curated record.